CACGCACGCUUAGACUCUUGGGAGUUGUAGUACGAGUCCAGUCAGGUCUGGAACCAUGGCGGUGACCAAGGAGCUCUUAGACAUGGAUCUGUACGCGCUGUUAGGCAUUGAGGAGAAGGCGGUGGACAAAGAGGUGAAGAAGGCAUAUCGGCAGAAGGCCCUUUCCUGCCACCCAGACAAAAAUCCGGGUAAUCCCAGAGCAGCCGAACUCUUCCACCAGCUUUCUCAGGCCUUGGAGGUGCUGACCGAUGCUGCAGCCAGGGCCGCAUAUGACAAGGUCAGGAAAGCUAAGAAGCAGGCGGCAGAGAGGACCCAGAAACUGGACGAAAAGAGGAAGAAAGUGAAGCUGGAUCUGGAGGCCCGGGAGCGGCAGGCCCAGGCCCAGGAGAGUGAGGAGGAAGAGGAGAGCCGGAGUACCAGGACGCUGGAGCAAGAGAUCGAACGCCUACGAGAAGAGGGUUCCCGGCAGCUGGAGGAACAGCAGAGGCUGAUCCAGGAGCAGAUACGCCAGGAACGGGAGCAGAGGUUGAGAGGAAAGGCAGAAAAUACUGAAAGCAAAGGAACCCCCAAAUUAAAGCUGAAGUGGAAGUGCAAGAAGGAGGACGAGUCAAAAGGCGGCUACUCCAAAGACCUCCUGCUGCGGCUUUUACAAAAGUAUGGUGAGGUCCUCAACCUGGUGCUUUCCAGUAAGAAGGCAGGCACCGCCGUGGUGGAGUUUGCGACCGUCAAGGCUGCGGAGCUGGCUGUCCGGAAUGAAGUUGGCCUGAUUGAUAACCCUUUGAAGAUUUCCUGGUUGGAAGGACAGCCCCAGAGCACCGUGGGCCCUAACCACCCCACACUGUCAAAGGGCUCGGUGUUGUCAGAGAGGGACUACGAGAGCCUGGUCAUGAUGCGCAUGCGCCAGGCUGCGGAACGGCAGCAGCUGAUGGCCCAGAUGCAGCGGGAGGACCAGGAGGGGCAGCCCACAUAGCCCCGGCUCCAGCCCUCCCACCCCUCGGCCCUUUUCUUAAGUGUUACCAAUAAAAUAUUUUUUAAGGAGCCUACCUCUGCUCUGUGCAUAGUGUAGGGAUCUGGGCCCAGCCUCAGCUUUCGUCUGGGCCGGGCUGCCCAUAGUGGCGGUCAGUGCACUAGCAGUGCAGAGGGGCACGGCUCAUCACGACCCUUUAUUGACUUGGACUAGCUAAACUGGACCCUGCUCAGAUCUUGAGCUGCCAGAGGCAGCCUGCCCACAGAACAUGGCCUACCCCAAGGCCCUGGACCAGGCCUGAAGUUGGAGAGCAGCUGGGAGUACCAGGGCAAGGGGCCUGCCCUCUCCCACUGACCAAGGCAGGGCCCCAGGGAAGGCUGCCCACUGCCCACUGGUGCUAGGGUGAGGAAAGUGACGAUCUCAGGUGAAAAAAG
This is a messenger RNA of Tupaia belangeri chinensis (Chinese tree shrew), 1401 nucleotides long. It is a transcript of the gene DNAJC17, whose product is annotated as DnaJ heat shock protein family (Hsp40) member C17. NCBI's taxonomy places the organism in Eukaryota, Metazoa, Chordata, Mammalia, Scandentia, Tupaiidae. Gene Ontology annotation, biological process: spliceosomal complex disassembly. Bases 56 to 970 code for a protein of 304 amino acids. The transcript has 11 exons. Gene Ontology annotation, molecular function: RNA binding. Gene Ontology annotation, cellular component: spliceosomal complex. The record is from RefSeq and is a predicted model, not a curated record.